AUGCGACUUCCAUUCUCCUGCGCAUUGAUAUCAGCUUUCGCCGGCAUCGCUGCCGCCGCGCUGCCGAGCUCGCUGCACAUGCUCGAGAGCCUGAUGGCGCGCGACCAAGGCGUCACCUCGUCCGGCGCCGUGACCAGCACCCUCGAGAGCGGCCUCCUCGCCAUUGCCCUCGCAUCGGCCGUCUCCCAGUACCCCGAUGCCCCCUCCACCUCGAAAUACACCGACUACCUCGCCAAGGUGCUCGCGGCCGUGGCCCCCGACCUCCGCGACGCCACGCGCGACGCCACCAAGCCCCUCGAUCGCUUCUCCAUACACACCGGCAUCGACGGCGCCCGCGCCGUCCACGCCCCGAUCAACGACGACGGGGCCGCGGCGAGCGCCAUUGGCGCCGCCUACGACGCCAUCAAUGCCUCACUCGCGCUGCAGACUCGCAACCCGGACGGCGGCCUCUGGUACUAUGUCUACCCGGAGUGGAGCUACCUCGACGGCCUCUUCUCGCUGCUGCCGUUCAUGGCGUCCGCGGUGGCGCCCAACUACACGGACAUGGCGCUGCAGGUGCGACUCCUCGCCGAGCACUGCUACGACAGCCCGUCGGGGCUCUACCUCCACGGCUACGACUGGUCGCGCAAGGCUGUCUGGGCCAAUGCAGAGACGGGCGCGAGCCCGUACGUCUGGGGCCGCUCGCUGGGGUGGUUCCUCGCAGGGCUCGUGCAGACGUGGGAGACUAUGGACUGCGCCAGCGACAGGAAGAAUAGUGAUGGCGAGCGCGAUGCGCUCUGUGCCGAGAUGAAGCGCAUCGUGGGCGGUACCGCGCCGCGUCUGGUGUCCUACGCGGACAGCGCGACGGGCGCUUGGUGGCAGCUGCCCACCCUGGGAUCCCGCUCGGGCAACUUUCUCGAGAGCUCCAGCACUGCGCUCUUUAUCUUUUCGCUCCUCAAGGCCCAGCGUCUCGACCUCCUGGCCGGGGCGGGGAGUGCGCAGUGCUGCGGUGAUGGCUGCGGCGACGGCGACAAGAUCCAAAAGGCGGCGCUGCGGGCGUAUGACUACGCAAAGACUAAUUUCGUGACGGAGUCCGGCAACGGCACGAUUGGGUUCGACAAGACCGUGGCCGUCUGCAGCUUAAACUCGACGGCUACGUUUGAGUACUACACGUCCCGGCCGCUGGUGCCCAAUGGAUUGCUCGGCGAAGCGGCCUUCGUGCUUGCUUCGCUCGAGGUCGAGAAGCUGGCUGCAUAA
Molecule: messenger RNA, 1236 nt
Organism: Akanthomyces muscarius
Lineage: Eukaryota; Fungi; Ascomycota; Sordariomycetes; Hypocreales; Cordycipitaceae
Exons: 1
Coding region: 1-1236 (411 amino acids)
Biological process (GO): carbohydrate metabolic process
Source: RefSeq, a predicted model, not a curated record